GCGGUACGUAGUAAAAUGGGUGCGUUAUUUAGCAAUUCAGUUCCUUAAAUUACCCUAAUUAGGGUUAACUUUUGAAAUCCCACAUUAAUUCCAACUACAGUUGCGUCUCUGCGUGUGUUGUGUUGUGUUGUGUGUAUAAUAUCAGCAGUAUUUUAGAAGCUUUUCUUCUUCCCCACCUCACUUCUCUCUAACAUCCUCUCUGCAAAUCUCUUUCAACUUCUCUUUGUUCUCUCUCGUAAAUCCUUUCGUAGUUUCCAUUUUUCACAGCACCAAAAACUAUUGAUCGAUUCACACACGCCUACGCGCAUCCGUUUAAAUUCCAGCCUUCCCCUUUGAAUUCACUUUUUCUCCGAUGAACCUUCGCCGCCGAUCAAGCAUCACAUAGGGUAUUUUCGUGUGUGUGUGUGUCUGUGAAUCUUCUGAGGAGCAAUCAACCAUCUGUGUCGUUUUCGUGCGAUUCACGCCGCCUCUUUUGACGGCCAUUUACACCUCCUGACAUGGCGUCCACCGCCCCUGCCAAAUCGCAGCCCCUGCACAACUUCGCCCUGCCGCAUCUCAAGUGGAACAAGGAUGCCCAGCCUGAUAGCCACCACCACCACCACCAGCGCCGCCGCUCGAUCAAAUCCCCGUCUCGGAGGCCGACCGCGCCCUCCUCCUCAUCCCCGGUUCGCCACUCGCCGCUGCGAGAAUCCGUCUCGGCGACGCCGCCGCGCCACCAGUCACCCCUCUCGUCGGCGCCUCCUUCGCUGCGAGAGUUCCCUGUUCACAACGAUUCACUCUGGAGGCAGCCGGUCGGCGAGUGGGCUCGGAGGUCUCCGAUAGCCCCCGAUCAACCGCUCCACCUCCGGAGGCAUGACCCUGCUCCCGAAUCGAGGUCCUCCGGCAAGGGUAGAGCCGAUUCGUCUGAGCACCAGAGGUUUAACUCGAAGGUUCCUCAGACAAUCCCCGAGCGAGGUACUCAGAAAUUCGAGACCAAAUCGAAAGCGAAGGAAGCCGACGAGGUCGGAAUAGCGAGAUCGAAGAAAAUCCUGAUCAAAAUCCCUUUCAGAAAGGACAAAACAGACGAUGAAACCCCACCGGAAGAGCCGCCGAAAAUCGACAAGAAAAUUGCGGCUGACGAGGCUGGACCGGUGGCAGUAGAGGGGAAAAUCAACAGCAGCACAGAUGAGGAGACCAAGAUAUGGAAUCUGAGGCCUCGAAAGCCGAUUCGGGCCUCACCGAGCGAGAAUUGGGCUAUGGCUAGAAACAUCGGGCCGGCCAUGGCCGAGAAGAGUAAAGGUCAGUCCCCGUCGAAUGGAGAUAACGGCCAAAAGAAGGCCGGCGGCGAGAAGAAGGUCAAGAGGAAACUGAGCGUCUUCAUCUCUCUAACCAAGGAGGAGAUCGAAGAGGACAUUUUCUCCUUCACCGGAUCGAAGCCCGCAAGGAGGCCAAAAAAGAGAGCUAAAAACGUGCAGAGACAAGUCGAUACACUUUUUCCUGGAGCGUGGCUGAUGUCAAUAACUGCAGAUUCAUACAAAGUGGUUAGAUGCACUCAGGGGACAGAUGAUGAUAAGCUUCCAGAUUUUGUUAAUGGCAGAAUAAAGGGCAUUUAGAGGUAUUAUAAAUUACAGUGUCUUCGUACCUGCAACUGCAAGGAAGGAGAUAUGUUAUUUAAGGGUUUAUUUAACCAGUUCCUUUUUAUUUUUCCCUUAUUUUUUCUUCAUUUGCAGCUGAUUUCUCAAAGAAUUGAGAGGUUAAUGCUGGCUCUUUUAAUUAUCUGUAGUGGCAGUGGUUGUAAAUAUGGAUUUCUUUAUCUUUCAAUGCUUCAUUUGAGUAUUUAUUUUUGCUGUGUUUUUUUCUUUUCACCUGUUCCUCUUCAUUGCAGAUUUUGUUUGUUUGCCCCGUUAUAAUUUGGUUGGGGGCUUUUGGUGUGAAGCCAAAAAAAAGUCUAGAUGGGUUUUCUCUGUGUAGGUCAUUUAUAGAUAGAUAUUUGCAUAAAAGUUCUCAUACAUCAUAGAUGUUAUUCUAUAUUUAUAUUGUAACUCGAAGCUAGGGUUGCGAAGGAGCCUAGCUAAGCAAUGCCCUUAUCGAGUUGAAUUCAUUUUUUUGACUGUUGCUCGAGUUUGACGAGCCAAUCUUGUUAAAGCUUGGCUCAACACGAAAUUAUUAUACAAGUGCUCGAGAUCGCCUAGAAUUUUAAGAAAAUUUUGCUUGAUUUUGGGCUGAUUUAGAUGAGUUAAAGGAGACAUGGAAUACAUAUGGUGACCUACAACAAUGGAUAAAGAUCCUAAUAUUUAGGCAAUUAGAUGUAUGCUCGAGCGGCUUGUUGAGUUAUCAAGCUUACAUAAUACAAGCUCGAGCUCAGCUUGAGUUAAAGUUUGAAGUGCUCGAGUUUGGUCAAACUGGGGCCAGAGCUGAGGUUAGAAUUGGGCCAGUCGACUCGUUUGUAGCCUUCCCAAUGCCAAACAAUUUCACAUUUUGUGAUAAAGGGAUCAAAGUGCAAGAACGGUUUGAAUUAAUUUUUAAAACUGUAUGGUGAAAUCCUUUUUCUUUUGAUUUUUCUGAUUCAUCUCCUUCCUUUGUUUUCAAGGAUUUUUAUUUUCUUCUUCGCUAUUUCUAUGUGAUGUUUUUGUCCCUUGAAUUUUGUUUAGAAAAUGACUAAAAUAAGCAUAAGGA
Messenger RNA from Striga asiatica, 2655 nucleotides. Lineage: Eukaryota; Viridiplantae; Streptophyta; Magnoliopsida; Lamiales; Orobanchaceae. The record is from the annotation of a GenBank genome assembly.